UUAGAAUUGUAGCACAGCAUUGCAUUCUUUUCGCCCGUACAGAACGCAUCUCUGCGCGUGAAAAAAAGAGAGAGACACGUCAGUCAAAGCAUGCCGGUUGCAUAACAAGAGUUCGUUCCUCAACAAGAUCCAUCUGGGAGAGAAUCCUCCUUCAAAAGCGGCAUCACAAUGUCGUCCUCGUUGCCCGGCAGCCGGGAAAUGCCCGCUUCAAGAUAUGAUUUGAGCACGUAUUGGGGCCGCGUCAAGCAUUCUGCCGACAUCUCCGAUCCGAGGACAUUGUUUACAUCAAACGCGAGUCUCGAGAAUGCAAAAAAUCUUAUCACACGAUACAAGGAGGGAACAAUUCCGACCAUGUCCCCUGAGCUAUGGCAGGCAAAGAAGAUCGUCGAUUCUACGUUGCAUCCUGAUACCGGUCUGCCUGUGUUCCUCCCGUUCCGCAUGUCUUCAUUCGUUCUCUCCAAUUUGGUCGUGACGGCAGGCAUGCUUACGCCCAACCUCACGACCUUCGGCACCAUUGGCUGGCAGAUUGCCAAUCAGUCACUUAACGUUGCGAUCAACUUUUCCAACGCGAACAAGUCGACGCCGAUGGCCACCUCCUCCAUCAUCCAAUCCUACUUCCUUGCGGUUGGUGCUAGCUGUGGUGUCGCUGUGGGUCUCAAUUCCCUAGUUCCGCGUCUACGGGGCCUCAGCCCGAGCACUCGUACACUGCUCGGCCGCUUGGUCCCCUUCGCCGCAGUCGCUAGUGCCGGUGCUUUGAACGUUUUUCUCAUGCGCGGCGAGGAGAUCCGACAGGGAAUCUACGUCUACCCGGCGGAGUCCGAAACCGCUCGUUUGAAGCGGGAAGCUGCAGGUCUUCCUCUCGAGCCUCUCGGUAAGAGCAAAAAGGCAGCAACGAUUGCAGUGGCGGAGACAGCAGUCUCCCGAGUGCUCAACUCCAGCCCGAUCAUGGUCAUCCCGCCGUUGGUGUUGGUGCAAUUGCAGCAGACGGAAUGGCUCCAAGCGCGACCACGUCUGGUACUGCCGAUCAACCUUGGUCUCAUCUUGACUACGAGUCUGUUCGCAUUGCCGUUAGCUUUGGCGGCAUUCCCUCAGAGACAGGCUGUGCGCGCAACGAGCUUGGAAAAGGAAUUUUGGGAGGUCGGCGGCGAGGGCGGCAUGGUCGAAUUUAAUCGCGGCAUUUGAGAGCUGUACAGAGGGGAGCGGUCGAUACCGAAGUUCAUUGGCCAUCACAGAUAUGUGGACAAAUGCAUCUUCAGAAAUAGAUCCGUAAAUGUAGAAAUUUCACGAUCCGGCUCAGACGGGUCGUUGGCGUUGUAUUUCCGCGAUCUGGAUUGGAUUGGCGAAGCACUCAUAGCAUUGUGUUUGUUAUUGAGGAGAAAUACGAUUCUCAUGAUGGCCUUGCAUAGAUGGGAAUAGUAUCAUCACCCGAGA
Dissoconium aciculare CBS 342.82 is the source of this 1431-nucleotide messenger RNA. RefSeq names its product Tricarboxylate/iron carrier. Bases 169 to 1182 code for a protein of 337 amino acids. Gene Ontology annotation, biological process: monoatomic ion transport; mitochondrial transmembrane transport. The record is from RefSeq and is a predicted model, not a curated record. Gene Ontology annotation, cellular component: mitochondrial inner membrane. Gene Ontology annotation, molecular function: monoatomic ion transmembrane transporter activity. The transcript is spliced from 3 exons. NCBI's taxonomy places the organism in Eukaryota, Fungi, Ascomycota, Dothideomycetes, Mycosphaerellales, Dissoconiaceae.